Messenger RNA from Penicillium macrosclerotiorum, 1101 nucleotides. RefSeq names its product putative C2H2 transcription factor (Con7). The record is from RefSeq and is a predicted model, not a curated record. Gene Ontology annotation, biological process: regulation of DNA-templated transcription. The transcript is spliced from 5 exons. The coding region runs from base 1 to 1101 and encodes 366 amino acids. NCBI's taxonomy places the organism in Eukaryota, Fungi, Ascomycota, Eurotiomycetes, Eurotiales, Aspergillaceae.
AUGGACACCCGGCCCGCCUCCGAGUACGCACAGCCAGGUUCGCACCACCCAGCACCGUCCAUCCACCACGACACCCGUUCUGAACAACCCGCCGCAGACCAGACGGCUGCUGCCAGUGCUCACUAUUCUCACACCCCGCAACCUGAAGUGCGCCCUAAUCCUCAGUACACGCCGCAGCCUGAGGUUCGCCCCGCUAUCUCGGCCUCCAAUACUCCCCAGCCUGGAGAGUACGGUCUGAACCCUCCGCCUUCCCGCUCCCCGGCCUACCAGGACUACAUCUCGCGACCCCCCUCCUACGCCCCGAACUCCCAGCCUGGUGGCGCACCCAGUAUGGCUCAAGCAACAAGUCCGUUCCCGCUCAAUUCCAUGCCCACUCCUCCGUCCUCCGCUCUCCCGCAUGGCGGCCCUGCUUCCCCCUCUGAUCCCCUUCCUGCGCCCAUCAAGUCUGACCCGGCUCCCCAGGGACACGAUAUGGCGCAGUACCAGGGCCACCCGCCUCCCCCACACCAGAUGUAUGCGCGUCCAGACUGGCCGCAUAGCUAUGGCCAGCAACAUCAUGGCCUGCCAGGCCCUUAUGCCUCCCCGGCUGCUACUACGGUUGGUUCUGCCUCCCCUGCUGCAACCGCAGGGCCGCGCCCUGGUCAGGUCUAUUCUUUCGUUCCGAUCCCUGGUGCCCAGCAGCACAAGCGCCCCCGCCGUCGCUAUGAGGAAAUUGAGCGCAUGUACAAGUGCGGAUGGCAGGGUUGUGAGAAGGCAUAUGGUACUCUGAACCAUCUGAAUGCACAUGUGACAAUGCAGUCACACGGUGCGAAACGUACUCCGGAAGAAUUCAAGGAAAUCCGUAAAGAAUGGAAAGCCCGUAAGAAGGAAGAGGAGGCUCAGCGCAAGGCUGUCGAGGAGCGUGAGCGCGCUGCGGCCCAGGCGGCCCAGGCUAACCAGCUGCCACCCAUCGGCUAUCAGCCUGCCGACGGCCAGGUGCCGGGCCAGUAUGGCGCCCCCGGUGGUGGCAUGGUCUACCAAAGCAACGGACAGAUGGGUUAUCCUCCCAAUUACCCUCACUCUCCUUACCAGAGCGGUCCUGUGUACCAGCAACGUGAGUAA